ACCUAGGGACGACGACGACAACAAAACCUAGAGAAGACUACAACAAAACCUAGGGACGACGACGACAACAAAACCUAGGGAAGACGAAGACGACGACGACAACAAAACCUAGGGACGACGACUGACGACGACGGAGUUGCGGGGAGGGGAGAGUGCAAGGGUCGCGGUGCAGAGGAGUGUCGCGGUCACGACCGAAGCCUGCUGGUGAGACAGGGCUCUUUCGUGGCUGGGAAGACCGAGGGAAGAGAAGGAAGGCAUCCAUCGUGUAUGUGCAGUUGUAGUGGCAGUGGGAGAGACUGGGAGUGAGAGACUGAGAGUGAGAGAUUGAGUGAGCAGCUCGCGAGACCGCAUUACUACAGUGCACUCUCACUUACUUCACUGCUGCAGUAGUAGAGGCCGGUGCCAGUUGAAGUGCAGUUCUACUGCUGCUCUACUGCCGCUGCCCACACCCCCCCCCCCCGCACUCCUCUAGGUUCUCGGCGCACAUUAAUUGCCUCUCGCGCACCCCGAGGAUGGUGCCGCAUUGGGAAGGACCACGCGAGGAUUGUGUCAGGGGAUCACCUCGAGCGAAAUCAAUCGCCCUAGGAGGCCCUCGACAAGUCGUUCAGCUGAUAGAGCCUCCCGUGCCUGCCUGUCUGUGUGUUCUCGGGAGCUGGGCUGCGGUAAAUCGACUUAAUCAUCCCGUUAGGUUAUGGAGUCUUGGCACCGGAGCGUGGAGCGGGGAGGGCGUCAUUUGGAGCGACGUGCAGCUUGUUGAGCGGUCCUAGACAAUCUGGGGGAGGGACCAGUAUAAGUCAGUCGCUUGCAAGUCCGGCUGUUCGAUGCCUGCGAGAUUAGCUCGAUGGUGAGGCUCCUAGUGUGCGAGUGGUGGUGUUAUAAGGUGUAAGGUUGGUGUGCAGAGAUGGCAGAUAAAUGUGAGAGUUAUGGCGGCGGAUUACUGUGGGUAGGUUUCGAGAUAGGUUUGUCCUUGUGAUGGCGACGCCUAGCUAACUUCGAACUUGCUCUGAUCAAUGCGAGUUAGCAGGCUAGUUUCCAUGGAGGAGAUCGUCAUGAUUCCAGCCCUGGUUCUGUGUACCCUAAUUUGUAGGCUGUGAAGGAGUUGAUUGUGCUGUAACGGAAGGUAGUCAUUGCUGCAGUGAGGUAGUAGUGUUUUUUUGCAGUUUGUGAGGGAAGAGUCGAGGGUUAGGGAUGACGCCCCCGCGUGGUGACGAGAUGACGGCAGUGCCUGCGCUGUUCAAGUGCCCCAUCUCCCUGGAGCUCAUGAAGGACCCCGUGACUUUGUGUACCGGGCAGACGUAUGAUCGGUGCAGCAUCGAGCCGUGGUUAGAAGCGGGUAACACGACGUGCCCCGCCACCAUGAUGCAAUUAGAGUCGCUAGAGGUCGUCCCGAACCACACGCUGCGGCGUCUGAUCCAGGAAUGGUGUUACCGGAGCUGGGGAUAUGUCGACAAGACUCGGAACCAGUCCGCGGCGAAAGCAUGCGCCGACCCCGGGCAAAUCGUUUCGCUGGUGCAGGACAUUACCCUUUCGCGCCACAAAUUGGGCCCUCUCAAGAAACUGCGGAAUACCUUGUGCGAAGACGAAAGGAGCCAGCGCUGCGUGCGUGACGCGGGAGGAGUCGCUGCUAUCACUGCAUUGUUGGCAUCUUCACAGGAAUCGGGUGGAGAUUUCGAGGAAGAUGGUUUUGAGGUUUGCGAGGAGGCGCUUGCAGUGCUCGUCUCGCUGAUGGCCGUUUGCAGCCAUGACGAGCUCGUAGGGCUAGUUGGCUCUGGCGGUCUGGUGGUUUCUUCCAUGUCGACCGUCCUCUGCAGAGGAAGUCUGGAUUCUCGUGUCAACGUGGCAACAAUCCUAGCUGCAAUCGCAGCGAACACCGAUUUGCAUUUCCAUGGGGCGCCCAAAGUGUUUCAAUCGUUAGGAAAACUGCUUAGGGAAGAUCUCUACCCGAAGGCUGUCAAGGCCAGCUUACGAGCUCUCCUCGCAUUGUGCAAGUGCCGCCGCAACCGCGUAGUAGCAAUCGAAGCAGGGGUGGUGCCUGCUCUAAUCGAGCUCCUACCGGAGCUUCAGAAAGCCAACGCCGAGCGCGCUCUCGGCAUCCUCGACCUCAUGUGUGCCAUCACGGAGGGUCGCACGGCCGUCAUGGAUCACGACCUGGCGAUGGCAGUAUUCGUCUCUCAGUUCCAUACAAUUUCAGUCACCGCCACCGAGUACAUCGUGAGCAUCCUCUGGUCAUUGUGCCAAGGGUCCCCACAAUCUCUCGCAGCAGCACAGGAGGCUGGUGUCUUUGCUCCUCUUCUCCUCCUCCUGCAAAUUGAAUGCGCCCCUAAGACGCGACAGAAGUGUGGGGAGUUGCUGAAGCAGGUGAAGUCGGGCUGGAAGGAGGUUUCCUGUGAUCCCCAUUUCUUCCUUCGGCCCCCAUUCAUUACUGCAAUGUGAUCGAUGGACUAAACGAUAUCAGAGACCAACCUUGGAGAUCGCUCCGCCGCAUCAGGCAGUUCGCGUUGAGCUUUUACGUGAGGCGAAGGUACGGGUUUGGUACCAGAAUAAACGCGACAUCUGGCUUCAGAGCGUGCGCAUACGCUUUGUGUGGGGUCCCCUUGUUCAAUCACGCUUUCUUCCACAUUUCGUUUCUACAGUAUCCUUUGACCGACGCCCCGCUACAGACUCUUAGCGACGACCGCUACCUCAUCCGGUAACAACACCACCCACUUAGUCCUUUUUGCAGAGCCAGUGUGCGAGUGCCAUGGUCAGAUUCAAGCUGCGUCAAACCACGCUUUGUUAUCACUUGAUGUGGAAAGUGUAUUACUUGCACGCAUUCUGUGGAGCGACUGAAGUACUGUUUCAACUGUCCAGACCAGAUCAACACAGUCAGUAAGUCAUCUCUCCACCACCCCCAAUUGCGAAGGAUCUCAGGUGAUGAGAGCCUUGAGGAGGGGGUUUUCACAGGGCCGAACCGCAGUGUACCUGCAGUGUUGGUUGAUUGCGGAGUCAGCAAAGUGGGUCCUUUACGUGGUGCAAAAGGAUGUCGAUAUCUUCCUGAUCAAGGGUCCGCACCUUUCUCUGCCCUUCACGAAUCGGUGCGCUCCUCUCGUCCUCACCGUUGGACUGUCACGCACGCCGCGUUGCCGAUGAAACGACAAUCAAACCACGGCCCUUAGAAAAACUGGUCUUCCUCCUCCUCCACUUCUUCUACUCACCUCCACAUGUUGUCGACAACCUCGGCUGUGAAGUCCACAAUCCAGCACUCAAUUUCUCCAUGGUUUCAAUCAGUGAUCUCAGCAUUUGUUCAUACACAAUUCAUUCAUGUGACUCUUCCCCGAAGACCACCGCGGGGACUUGUACGCUGCGCCAGAAAAUCCAUGUUUAGUUUGGCAAAGAGCUUUCACCGACGGGGGAAAAGAGAAGAAAAAACAAACAGAGCCGUGAUUCUGUUCUUCAGUGAGAAUGUGGGUGUUUGUACACAUGAUUGUAGAUAUAUACUUGGUUAACUUUACCCAUGA
Messenger RNA from Physcomitrium patens, 3497 nucleotides. RefSeq names its product E3 ubiquitin-protein ligase PUB23. NCBI's taxonomy places the organism in Eukaryota, Viridiplantae, Streptophyta, Bryopsida, Funariales, Funariaceae. Gene Ontology annotation, biological process: protein ubiquitination. Gene Ontology annotation, molecular function: ubiquitin protein ligase activity. The record is from RefSeq and is a predicted model, not a curated record.